GUCAACUUUUUGGUCAAAACAACAACAAAAUAUGUUGACACCAUCUUCUGCAUGUCAAUCUUCCAGAUGGUCGAAUUUAAUGGGUUUAAGAUCGAUCUGCUGUCACUGAUUCCCAGAUGUGAAAUUUGCCAGCAUCAUUUUGAUACAUUCCUUCGGUCCCCACAGAUCCUUCCCUGCAGUCAUACGUUCUGUCUGAUGUGUAUCAGUAAAGUAAAAAAUUUUUUUAACGCUUUUUUUUCUUGCUUUAUUUGGAUUUUAAUAUUUAUUAGGCGUUAA
Molecule: messenger RNA, 276 nt
Organism: Enterobius vermicularis (human pinworm)
Lineage: Eukaryota; Metazoa; Nematoda; Chromadorea; Rhabditida; Oxyuridae
Source: the annotation of a GenBank genome assembly